Molecule: messenger RNA, 1726 nt
Organism: Lolium perenne
Lineage: Eukaryota; Viridiplantae; Streptophyta; Magnoliopsida; Poales; Poaceae
Product: glucan endo-1,3-beta-glucosidase 13-like
Biological process (GO): carbohydrate metabolic process
Molecular function (GO): hydrolase activity, hydrolyzing O-glycosyl compounds
Source: RefSeq, a predicted model, not a curated record
UUAAGCUGCUUAUCAUGCUAUAUUUCUGUUAGAUAUAUAUAGAUUCCGCGAACGGUUGUUCGUGGAAUCAACCGAGCUUGAUCUCGGGCUCUCGUCCCGGCCGGCUAUAAAUUCCGCCACUCCUUCACCCAGUACUCCUCGUCUUGCAUGCUCAAACGUACAAGAGCAUGGCACUCACUCAUCUCCUCCUCAUCGGCGCCGCGCUGCUGUCACUUACCUUCUUCUCCGGCUCAGCUCUGGCCGGCGAGGUGGGAGUGUGCUACGGGAUGUUGGCUAGCCACCUCAUGCAACCGCCAGCUGUGGUGCAGCUGCUGAAGAACAAUGGCAUCACAAAGGUGAGACUGUACAACGCCGACGCGGGAGCGCUCCGUGCGCUGGCCAACACGGGCAUCAAGGUGGCUGUGUCGCUACCAAAUCCGAACCUGGUAGAAGCAGCUGGUACCAUGUCGUACGCGGUCGAGUGGGUGAAGAACAACGUGAUGGCGUACCCGGGCACGCUGAUCGACAGCGUGGCCGUCGGGAACGAGGUGUUCCACCAGGCACCCGAGCUGACCCCUCAGCUCCUCCCGGCGAUGAAGAACAUCCAGGCGGCGUUGGCCAGCGUGGGGCUGGCCAACGCCGUCAAGGUGUUCACGCCGAUCGCGAUGGAUGCGCUCAAGGUGCCAUCGUGGCCGCCGUCGGUGGGCGAGUUUAGGGACGACCUUGCGCAGUCGGUGAUGGGCCCCAUGAUCGAUUUCCUGGACCAGACCGGCUCACACCUCUCCUUCAACAUCUACCCCUACUUCGCGUAUAAGGAAGAUCCUAAGAUCGACGUCGACUACGUUUUGUUCCGCCCCAACAAGGGCCAAACAGACAAGGUCACCGGUCUCAUCUACUACAACAUGUUUGAUGCUAUGCUUGACGCCGUUUUCCAUGCCGAGGAGAAGCUGCGCAACUCUCUCGGGCAUGCUCGAGGUAGGAUGCUUGAGGCUAGUGACUCGUCAGCGACUAUUCACGAGACGGGGGGUGAGGCUAAAGUAGGGUCGACCAAUCAUACAGUAACGGGCCAAAUGAGUGCCGCGCCGGCCGGCUGGGACGCCCAGGCCUACAAUUCUAACCUCAUCAGCAAGGUUCUCAGAGGCACAGGCACACCUUACAGACCCAACGCCGACAUCAACGUCUACAUCUUCUCCCUUUUCAACGAAGACCUCAAGCCCAACGAGGAGGAGCGCAACUUCGGCCUCUUCUACCCGGACGGCACGCCGGUGUACAAGGUCGACUUCCAACACCCUGGCCCUAGCCCUGGGCCGGGGACUAGCUGGUGCGUAGCGAAUGCGGCGGUCGGCGACAAGCGCCUCCAAGAUGCGCUCGACUACGCCUGCGGCAUCGGCCAGGCGGACUGCAGUGCCAUCCAGCCAGGCGGCCGAUGCUUCGAUCCCGACACCAAGGUCGCGCACGCGUCCUACGCGUUCAACGACUACUACCAGCGCAACGGCCGGUCCGAUCAAUCCUGUGACUUCGGCGGCUGCGGCUCCGUCGUCCACCAGCAACCCAAGUUUGGCAACUGCCUGCUAUGAUGGAUAUGGAUGGACUCAAGACAUGCAUGGUUGGGAAGACCACCCAAACACCACGCAGCUCGAUCAAGAAUAAUCACUUGUAAUUUUUAUUACUUUUUAACUUUUCUCUGUACUACUAUGGAUGAUUAUCAACAAAUGCGGUGCAUGUGUAAUGGAAUACAAUCCCUCAU